UUUAUAUUAAUUAUAUCAAUAAUACCAUUGAUAUAUUAUUGUAAUACCUUUGUUUUUGUUAUGGAUAGUGAGAAAAUAGAGGAGCUAGAAUUAAAUGACACGCACGAUGCAUUUCAACAACAAUCAUCCUUACUUUUUCCUGAAAGUACUUCAGUGCCACCUAAGCAGCAAUGGAUGAGCGAUUCAGAUAAAGAUGAUUUUAAAAUAUUAGAUCCUGACGAUCCAUUAAUGAAAAGAUUUCAAGAUGCUCUCAAGUUACAUCUUCUGCGUACCGACGACAAGCUUUCCAAUGAAAUCUGCGAACUUGAAGCGGCUAUUAAAGAUGACAAUAAGAUUCGAGAAGACGAAGGUAUUAUUUUAUUCGAUAUACAACAAGAGGCUGCUCAACAAAACGCAGCUAUCGAAAAUUACAAACAUAUGUUAGCUGAAAUUAUUAAUUUAAGAGGAGAUACCGAAGAGCAUUUAAAAACAGUCAAAGAAGUAAAUAAAAAACUAAACAGAGAAUUGGAAACUAAAAAGUCAAAAGAAAAAAAUCUUUUGCAAAGUAUCGAGAGCCUUGAUAUACUUCAGGAACAAUUUUUUAAGUGGGAAAGUGAAUUAGCUGGAAGUGUAACGAUUUCUCAAAGAAUAUCAGAAAAAGAUGCUAUUGUAGAGCGCGAGCUUCUUUAUCAAAAGCAACAAAAAGAUUAUGUUCUGUAUAAAUUGGAGGAUGAAAUUUGGAAGCUGCAGAUUGAAAUAAGGGAUCUUGACGAACAGUUUCAGAUAAAAGAUGAAGAGAAAAUUAAUUUGAGUCAGACAAUAGCUGAUGCGAAUGCCGAUCUCGAAGGAUUAGAAAAGGAGCAUAAAACUUUGUACGGUGCAUGGAACAAUGUUCUAAAUCUUAUUAGUCAAAGAGAUAAAAUUAGCGAAGAAAUUAUUUCAGAGCAAAGACAAAUUCGGGAGUCCUUACAAAGCUUACAAACUCAGACAGAAAAAAUAAAAAAAGAUUCCAUGAAAGAAAUGGAAAAUAAUGAAUAUCUUACAUCGUUACAAUUAAAAAUGAAUGAUGAAAUGAAGAGUAUAAAAAUAUCACAUGGUCUCGAUAAAGAAAAAUUUUUAAAUUUAGAAUCGGAUUUUGUUAAAACAUCUAAAUAUAUGAAUCAGAAUGAAAAAGAAUGUGCCCUUGUGACAACCGAAUACAAAUCAAUUCUCAACAAAGAAAAUUUCUUAAAUAAAGAAAUUAUGAAAUCUUACAAUCAAAAGCAUAAAUUGGAAGAUGAUAUUUUACUUAAAUUGGAUGAUAAAUCGUGUCAUGAUAAUACAGUCCGAUAUAUAAAUAAAUUAUUGCACGAAGCUAAGGAUUUUAAUAUUGUGAAUGAAUUAAAUUUAGCACGACUUGAAAAUUCAUAUGGUAAAUAUCUUCUUGAAUCGGAAAAACUUAAUUCUCUUAUGGAAAACAGCAAGUUUGACUUGGAUGCUGUAAUGCAGAAGAAUUUAGAAAAAGAAAAAGAAAUCAAUAAAUUACAAAAUGAGAUAAAAAAUUAUGAUUUACUAUUUAAGCAAAAGGAAAGAAAACUUGCAGCUUCAAAUAAAAAAAUGGAAGAGAUAUCAUCGGUGGAUGGUAAAGAAGCAAAUCCUUUAGAUCUUAAAAUUGCAGCUAUGGAAAAGCUUCUUAAUGAAAUAGAAGGGAAAAUGAAAAAAGCACAACAAUUUUGGCUUCGUCAGCAAGGUUACAUGUUCACUUUAAGCGAGCAAAGGGAUUUACAAAUGAAAGAGUUUAGUACUGUUAGUAAAGACGUAAUACUAAUGGAACAAAAGAACAUAAAGCUCGAAAAUGAAUUGGAAAAACAGCAAAAAGAAGACGUUAGUAUUAAUAGAUCAAUUAGUGCACUGCAGUAUAAAUUAUUGCAAAUUAAUCUCAGGCUUGCUUCGCAAAAAGAAUUGAAAAUUGAACUCGAGGAUAAGAAUACAGCAGCCAAAAAUGAAUACAUUAAUUCAUUAAAAGAUGCUGAAAUGGAAUUGAUCAAAUUACAAACUGACAUUAAACAAUUAAAUAAUGAUAAAGGUACACUUAAGGACGAAUUAAAAUCUGCUCAGCGUGAAAGUCUGUCUUGGGAAAAAAAGGUACAAUUGGUAAAUGAAAUAAAUAAAUCUUGCAAAGAGAAAAGGAGUACGGGCAGCGACAUAGCUAUGAUGAAAAGUGAAAUACAUAAGAUGGAAAUACGUUUUUCUUACCUUCAAAAAACCCAAGAGAAGUUAAUUCAAAAUAUGGAAUUCUGUGUAUCUAAAAGGGAAAAUAUUAUGGAUGAGGCGAUAGCGAGAGAAAAAAGAAAUCCAAAAAAUCAACACAAUCAAAGAAUAGUACUUAGAAAAAGAUUAGAAGAUCAAAAAAUUAAAAUCAAACAAAUAACAAAAGAAAUAAAACAAAUGGAAAAUAAAAUUAGUAGCCUGGAAGCUGAACAAAAGAAGUUAUUGGAUUAUUUGAACGAGGGUCAGAAAUUAUUGAGACAAAACGAGGACAUUAUACCUGACAUAGAAAAACAAAUUAUGGAAGCCGAGUUGAUAAAACACCAUAAUUUGGAAGUGCUGGUGAGAAAACAACGUAAAGUAAAUAUGCUCAGGGAUUUGAAAAAUGGUCAAUAUAAAUUACUUAUUAAAAACGAAACACUUUUAAACGAAGAAUGGCAAAAUCAACAAAGCCUGAAUAAUCAGUUAAAGGACAUUAUGCAACAAACGGAACAUGAUUUUCCCUUAUUACAGAAUGAAACACGAAAAAUUUUAUUAACUUUACAAUCAUCGUAAAAUAUACAA
Ceratosolen solmsi marchali is the source of this 2790-nucleotide messenger RNA. RefSeq names its product coiled-coil domain-containing protein 40. The record is from RefSeq and is a predicted model, not a curated record. Gene Ontology annotation, cellular component: cytoplasm. The transcript has 8 exons. Lineage: Eukaryota; Metazoa; Arthropoda; Insecta; Hymenoptera; Agaonidae. The coding region runs from base 61 to 2781 and encodes 906 amino acids. Gene Ontology annotation, biological process: axoneme assembly.